AUGAGAAGCAAAUCCAUCUUAGCUGGUGCCGUUAAUGUUCCAAUUGAACCAACAUCAAAUGUUGACUCACGAACGACAAACAAUAUUGUCAUAAAGAACUAUAGUUCGGAGUGUUUGAAAGAAAAAGAACCAGAGCUGAAAUCCGUGAAUUUAAACUCAGCUUCAAACGCUAACGCUACAUCAGAUAUUAAGUUAGAGUAUCCACCACUGGACCAAAUUCUUUCAAGAGAAGCCAACGACAACCCUUACACAAAUGUUCAAACAAAUCCUUCAGAUAACGUAGACCAUUACCUUCUUCAGUUAUACCAAACAAUUUUACUCAAAGACGAUAAGAAGCUUUUGAUAAAUCUUAUAAGUAAGAACCAAAUAAUUCUAACAAAGGAGGACCUUGAAAUGUUAUAUCACGAAUAA
Molecule: messenger RNA, 411 nt
Organism: Trichomonas vaginalis G3
Lineage: Eukaryota; Parabasalia; Trichomonadida; Trichomonadidae
Exons: 1
Coding region: 1-411 (136 amino acids)
Source: RefSeq, a predicted model, not a curated record